AUGGCGAAGAAGAAAGUGCCCGGGGUCCCGAACAAAUCAUCGUACUGCCGCCUCUCCUUCAUGUACCAAGCCGCAACAUUCCUGGCGGCAGUAUCGUCCAACCACAGCCAAGCCUCCGAGCCGGCUGCUUCGCAACACAUGGAUCCUGAUGCCCACAUGAAAGUUGACGGCGAAGAUAUCGACCACCUCAACACAGAAGAGAGCCACAGGACCGCCAUGCAAACUCGGAAUAUGUCCCACAGGCUGCUUGCAGACUUCCGUUCCGUCUCCCUCAAGUCUCAGAUCCGGGUCAGCCCGGCCAUGAAGCGGACCAUUUGCAAAUUCUGCGACACGCUGCUUGUCGAGGGCCAGACUUGCACCUCAACCGUCGAAAACACGAGCAAAGGCAGGAGGAAGCCGUGGGCAGAUGUCUUGGUUAUAACGUGCCAUACCUGCCACCACGCGAAGCGCUCCCCCGUCCACGCGCCGAGACAACCGCGCCGACCCUUGCGAGUUGCCACAAAAGCAUUACAGCAGGGAGCAAAGCAGGGUGUUGCCCAAGAGCCGCAGCUACAGCCACAGAACGACCCUUGA
Diaporthe batatas is the source of this 573-nucleotide messenger RNA. RefSeq lists its product as uncharacterized. Gene Ontology annotation, biological process: tRNA processing. Gene Ontology annotation, cellular component: nucleolar ribonuclease P complex. The record is from RefSeq and is a predicted model, not a curated record. The coding region runs from base 1 to 573 and encodes 190 amino acids. The transcript has a single exon. Lineage: Eukaryota; Fungi; Ascomycota; Sordariomycetes; Diaporthales; Diaporthaceae.